GAACAUUUGAGGAUUUGACUCAAUAUCGUUCAUCAGCACUGGAACAAAACGACAAGGGCAAAUAUCGUGUAUCAGUAUUUAUGGCUUUAUCAUAUUAGAUGCUUCGUCGCCUGAGUCCUCUUCUCAGGCGAAAUGUCACUACAAUGUCUAGAAAACCUCCAGCAGAACCCCUGGUGGUUGUGCUAGGAUCAACGGGCACGGGCAAGUCAGAUUUGGCUGUUGAACUCGCAACUCGGUUGAAUGGUGAAAUCAUCAAUGCCGAUGCUAUGCAGUUGUAUAAUGGACUGCCAAUCAUCACCAACAAAAUCACUGUUGAAGAACAGCGUGGUAUUCCUCAUCAUCUUCUUGGACAUAUUUCUUUGGAUGAGCAACCAUGGGAUGUUGAUGAUUUCAAGAGGGAAGCGACUCGAACAAUACGGGAGAUUCGCGGUCGAGGACGAUUGCCCAUCCUCGUCGGUGGUUCACAGUAUUACGUCGACCCUAUACUCUUCAAAGAGGUUAUUCUAGAUGACAUAGACCUGGAUAUGUCCAAGUCAUUUCCAAUUCUGCAAGAGUCAGGCGAAGUUAUGCUCCACGAGUUACGAAAGGUUGACCCUGUCAUGGCCGAUCGAUGGCACCCCAAGGAUCGUCGCAAGAUUCAGCGAUCUCUGGAGAUUUACCUAAGGAGCGGCAAAAGAGCAUCCGAAUACUAUGCUGAGCAACAAGCUAGAAAAGAAGCGGCUCAGCAAGACGCCAACAAACAGCCCUGGGAGAAUCUGCUGUUCUGGGUCUACUCGGAACGAGAUGUCCUACGAGAUCGUCUCGAUAAGCGAGUCGAUAAGAUGCAGACGAGUGGACUCAUGGAUGAAGUCCGAGAACUUUACGAAUUUAAGCAUAAAAAGGAAGUGGAAGGUCAACGGCUUGACAUGACAAAGGGCAUUUGGCAGUCAAUUGGAUAUAAGCAAUUCGAGCCAUACCUGUCUGCUGUUGACGAGGGGCGAGAGGCUGCAGAGCUUGAGAAAUUGAAGAGCGCAGGACUUGAAGAGAUGAAGUCGGCAACGAGAAGAUACGCUGUCUACCAGACUCGCUGGAUAAGACUGAAGCAGAUUCCACGGAUACGCGAGAUUGGCCCAGAAGCUAUGAACAACAUGUAUCUUCUAGACAGUACGGAUGUUUCAGCAUAUGGACAGAACGUCGUUGAGCCGGCGAUCAAGUUGACGGAGCAGUUCCUGAAAGGCGAAGAACGUCCAUUACCGACUGAGAUAUCGUCACUCGCUAAAGAGGUUCUCACACAAGUUGGCAACCCACCACCAAAAGCAACACCGUGUAAACGUACAUGCGAAGUCUGUCAUACGGUGUUAAUGACAGAAGAAGCAUGGAAGCAGCACUUGAAGAGUUCAACUCACCGACGAGUUGUUCGCAAGAAAGCUAGAACGUCUUUGGUUCCAGUGGAAAAAGUGCCCAAGGACAAAGAUGAAGGAGACUCUGGGCCAGAGUUAGGGUCCAUGUUUUCAGAGUGAUCAAUACAAACAGUCAAACCUUACCAUGCCACGAUCUGAGGUCCGUUCCGUACCGGUAUUUAACGAUCACGUCACUUGCAAUGAUAUGAGAAUUAUGGUUACGCGUAAAGCUGGCUGCUGAAGGUCAUCGCUCUUGAAACAAUAUACCGACACCAGAUGCCGUCAUCGGAUCGACUCGGAUGCUAGCCGUUCACCCGUGUAAACGAAUAAAUGAGGUAUCAUUCGAUGUUUCAAUCAGGUCUGUUUGAAAUGCCGUGUGAACCAUCAAGUCUGCC
Messenger RNA from Fusarium odoratissimum NRRL 54006, 1774 nucleotides. RefSeq names its product tRNA dimethylallyltransferase. Lineage: Eukaryota; Fungi; Ascomycota; Sordariomycetes; Hypocreales; Nectriaceae. Gene Ontology annotation, biological process: tRNA modification. Gene Ontology annotation, cellular component: mitochondrion. The transcript has 2 exons. Gene Ontology annotation, molecular function: ATP binding; tRNA dimethylallyltransferase activity. The coding region runs from base 99 to 1499 and encodes 466 amino acids. The record is from RefSeq and is a predicted model, not a curated record.